This is a messenger RNA of Arvicola amphibius (Eurasian water vole), 2127 nucleotides long. It is a transcript of the gene Abat, whose product is annotated as 4-aminobutyrate aminotransferase. Lineage: Eukaryota; Metazoa; Chordata; Mammalia; Rodentia; Cricetidae. Gene Ontology annotation, molecular function: pyridoxal phosphate binding. Gene Ontology annotation, biological process: GABA catabolic process. The record is from RefSeq and is a predicted model, not a curated record. Gene Ontology annotation, cellular component: mitochondrion.
CCGGGGCGCCUCGGCGGAGCUUGGGAGCCUGGCGAGUCGCUGGGGGAAACCGAGCAGACGCCUAGAGCAACCCGGAGCAUCGGAAGGUGAUCGCGCUAGUCGGACCCGCGGAUCGCAGCCUGUAGAUCGCGGCCGGGGCCUGGAGAACAGCCCCAAGUGAAGGGAUCCUCUUCCUGAAGGAGGGGAUCAUGGCUUCCUUGUUGCUCGCCCGGCGGGUGGCCUGCAGCUCCCAGAAAAGCUUCUGCCUCUUCACACCUGGAUCCAGAUAUAUCAGUCAAGCUGCUGCCAAAGUUGACAUUGAAUUUGAUUACGAUGGGCCACUGAUGAAGACAGAAGUCCCGGGGCCGCGAUCUCAGGAGUUAAUGAAACAGCUGAACACAAUCCAGAAUGCAGAGGCUGUGCACUUUUUCUGCAACUAUGAAGAAAGCCGGGGCAACUACCUGGUGGACGUGGAUGGCAACCGCAUGCUGGACCUGUAUUCUCAGAUCUCCUCUGUCCCCAUAGGUUACAACCAUCCAGCUCUGGCGAAACUCAUCCAGCAGCCUCAGAACGCGAGUAAUUUCAUCAACAGACCUGCCUUGGGCAUCCUGCCAUCCAGAAUUUUUGUUGACAAGCUCCGGGAGUCCUUGAUUUCGGUGGCACCCAAAGGCAUGUCCCAGCUCAUCACCAUGGCCUGUGGUUCCUGCUCUAAUGAGAACGCAUUCAAGACCAUCUUCAUGUGGUACCGGAGUAAGGAACGAGGCCAGGAGGUUUUCUCAAAGGAGGAGCUGGAGACGUGCAAUGGGUUAACCAGUCCUGGAUGCCCUGACUACAGCAUCCUCUCCUUCAUGGGCGCUUUCCACGGGAGGACUAUGGGAUGCUUAGCGACCACACACUCAAAAGCAAUUCACAAGAUUGACAUCCCUUCCUUUGACUGGCCCAUUGCUCCAUUCCCACGGCUGAAGUACCCCCUGGAGGAGUUCGUGAAGGACAACCAGCAAGAGGAGGCCCGAUGCCUAGAAGAGGUGGAAGAUCUAAUUGUGAAAUAUCGGAAAAAGAAGAGAACAGUGGCUGGAAUCAUCGUUGAGCCCAUCCAGUCUGAGGGCGGAGACAAUCACGCCUCAGAUGACUUCUUCCGGAAACUGAGAGACAUCGCCCGGAAGCAUGGCUGUGCCUUCUUGGUGGAUGAAGUUCAGACUGGAGGGGGCUGCACGGGCAAGUUCUGGGCCCACGAGCACUGGGGCUUGGAUGACCCAGCUGAUGUAAUGUCCUUCAGCAAGAAGAUGAUGACAGGGGGCUUCUUCCACAAGGAGGAGUUCCGGCCAAGUGCUCCGUACCGGAUCUUCAACACCUGGCUGGGAGACCCGUCCAAGAACUUGCUGCUGGCAGAGGUCAUUAAUAUCAUCAAGCGGGAAGACCUGCUCAACAAUGUGGCGCAUGCCGGGAAGACCCUACUCACAGGGCUGCUGGAUCUCCAGGCCCGGUACCCCCAGUUCAUCAGCAGAGUGAGAGGACGAGGCACCUUUUGUUCCUUCGACACUCCAGACGAAUCCGUACGGAAUAAACUCAUUCUAACCGCCAGAAACAAAGGUGUGGUACUGGGGGGCUGUGGUGACAAGUCCAUCCGUUUCCGUCCCACGCUGGUCUUCAGGGAUCACCACGCUCACCUGUUCCUCAACAUCUUCAGUGACAUCUUAGCAGACUUCAAGUAAAGAAGCCGUUCCCGUGACAUUCAGAGAAAGCCUGGUCAGCGGUGUCAACCUGAUUAGUUUGCCUAAUUCAUAUUUUCACUUCCAAGUUUAUCAGAGGCGAAUGCAUUAACUGAAGGGUCAUUUGUGGGGCAGGCACAUCGUUCAGUGGUUGUAGAGGAAGAGCGGGUCAGGAGGACCUGGGUUUGAGUUUCCUCCCUGUGGGACUCAUGAUGCCAAUUGGUUAAAGCCCUUAAGUUCUGUGUCAGCUUGGACACUGUCUUAGGAAAGGCCAUGAGGCCACAUUUCUGCCAACCCUGGACCAACCAGUUUCUUAGAAGCCACUCAACGCCAUUGUAUCUGCUCUGAGGUGGGCGGGCAGGAUCCUUGGGUCUCUCUGUCCAUCUCAAGUACCCUGUUCUGGGAUUAAAGAUGCUGAUGUCCUCUUGUCCUGCACAAA